AAAAAAAAAAAAAAUCCACACACACUACAACCAGACAGGUGUAUCCCUUAAUCCUUUAUACCAUGCGGCGGCUUUGGCAUAGUGUGAACACUGUGUCGAACACGGCAAAAUGUAUAUUAUGUCGCAACCUGGAAACACAAGAUGGACGAUUGACAAGGAUUGAUACCUGGCGACCUAUUUUGUUGAUCCCGUUGAAGUUCUCUCAUUCCAGUGCUGCAUUAGCAAUCAACGAUGACCCUACAGACGGACGCGAAAAACGACGGAAACCUGUGCUCUUAGACUGUCUCAACGACGACCUUAUGCAUCCUCGUUCGGUUCCCGUCAACUUGGAGUCCCGGAAAUCUAAAGCAGCACUGCUUUCUGAAUUUUACCGUGUAAUGGCCACUCAAGAUAUCGAACGCAUCUGGCCACUGUACAGUCACCUGUUUCAUAACAACUAUCACCUUCACCUUUCACAGCGUACUUACCGUCAUUUAUUCCUGUACACCAUACGAGCACGAGCGACGCGAAAAAAUGUGCAUCGACUGAACGCUCUUGUGGAAGACAUGAAGAUGCGGCGUUUCCCGCUCCAGGCCGAUCAAUACAAUGCUCUGAUACACUGGGUAGGCGGGCGAGAUGUACCUGUAAAACGCCCGCAUCAUCUGACCCAGGCGCUGGCGCUUUUGGAUGAGAUGGUGGCCUGCAAUAUCGAGCCAGACGUUAUUACAUACAAUACGCUUAUUCACAUUGCGUCGCAUCUAUCCGAUAUACGAACCGCGCAACGAUUAUACCAUGACAUGAUAGCACGAGGUCUUCGACCCGAUAAAUAUACGUAUUCAACGCUCAUCAGUGGAAUGGGACGGAUGGGGGAUCGGGAUGGAAUCGAAACGAUGGUGGCCCAUUUGCGCGAUACUCAAACGUCAGAGAUCAGUAACGACACCGUUGUGUGGAAUGCCAUUAUGACGAGUUAUGCCCAAGUGGGCACGUACGAAAAAGCACUCUACAUGUUUGAUGCGAUGCAAAAGACGCUCAGCAGCAGCAAUAGCAAUAGCAAAGAUACUGUCACCAAGGCCCCGUCACCGGAUGCAGAUAGCUUCAGGAUCUACAUUGAUAUCAUGCUGAAUCAUCGUCGUCUUGACAAAGCACUGGAAGCCUUGCGUCAAAUGGACGAACUCAGGAUUACGCCCAUUGUCACCACGUACAAUGCAUUCUUUGCUUAUUUCAUGCGACCUUCCGCGAUCGAUGGCGACUCGGAUGUCAAUGACGACCACAGUCACCACGCAGCGGUUUCGAAUACGGACAUCGUCAAACAACUGUACGAUGCUAUGCAACAGAAGAAAGUUAUGCCUAAUUCGGAAACCUUGUAUACCCUUGUAUCAGCAUUACUUGAUCUGGGCGAUACCCAGUCAGCGCUUGAAACUUACCUUCGGAUUUCGGAUAAUACGGCCAAACGGCGGAAGAAGACACCUUUGACGUCGUCGAUCGCGGUAUUGGCCAAAGAGCGGUUGACUUUAUCCCGUAGUCGACCGACGAAAACCGAGCCGAAUCAGGAGUUGCUGGAUCGUCUCAACCACAUUCUUCAGACCACUGUAAAAUAGAGUAUAUCAUCUGAAAGAGAAACACGCAUGUUGUAAUUAAAAGAAAACCCACUAUUCAUGAUUCUUUCAAUCAU
Radiomyces spectabilis is the source of this 1651-nucleotide messenger RNA. RefSeq lists its product as uncharacterized. Gene Ontology annotation, molecular function: protein binding. The record is from RefSeq and is a predicted model, not a curated record. The transcript has a single exon. Lineage: Eukaryota; Fungi; Mucoromycota; Mucoromycetes; Mucorales; Radiomycetaceae. Bases 63 to 1577 code for a protein of 504 amino acids.